AUGUCGCUAGAGACAGCACCCGAGCCAAGAUGGGCAUUGGCAGGACUGCCUUGCAGCUACGCGAACUUCCGCCAAUGCACGAUCGAUGACGGAGCCAGCUCCAUUGCAAGCUUCGAGGACGUUGGUGUCAACAGGCUGUCGGGUACGCAAUCGGCUCAGGUGAACUCAUGCUCCAACACGAAAGGCGACACCGGCAAUGGAGCUGUCGCCGAUAUUAGAUACGUUCUUCAAUACAAGAGGAAGGGCAAUAUUGUCGAGUCUCGCCAGAGUAACAAGCCCUUUUCCAACGUGUCCAUGAAUAGAACUGAGGAUGAGGACUCCGGAGUCAAGAAGCCAGUGAUUGAGGUCAUCACUACUGUUUCCGAGAGGGUCAACAAACGCGUUGGAAGUCGUCGCAGGGACUACUACGACUCUGGAAGCGAUUUCUCUUCCCCCGAUGAAGAUGACUUUGAUGUCAACAUGAACAUGAAGAAGGUUAAAAGAACGGAGAUAGUUGUGCACUCCAAGCAUCUCAUCAAUGCGUUUCGCGCCGUCAUCGGAUCGUAUCCUGGUAUCGAUCUGCUGGGCGAGACGAUUUUGUUCGAAGCCCCCUAUUACGCCCUUGCUCACCACAGGGAUGCCCUCUCCCGCUAUCGCAUUGCUCAGCCUCCAUCACACAAUGACGAGUACGCAGCAACCACUGCGAAGCACAUCGGCGUGCUCCUGGACUUCCUGGAUAAGUCAUAUGGUGACAGGAUUCGCGAAGAGGAGGUGCGGCACCGACGUAGCACGCCCGUUGCGACCUGUGACUGGCUAUGGCUGCUAUUCAAGCCUGGUGAAGUUGUCUACAAAGAGCUACACAAUAUCUGGGUGCCUUUUAUUAUUGACCGAGUGGUCCAUAAUUACGCCAGGGAUGGCGGACUGCGUCGCUAUGAAGUUGAGUGCUGGGGCAUCCACUUCAGCGAAGGCAAGAUGAGGCGUUACACCAAGUCGUUCGAUAUCAUGUCGUUCUCGGGCGAACAGCCCAUCUGCAGUCUUGAGGUCAUUCCUGCUACUUUCUUCCCAGAGGAUCUCGGAAAGCAGGGGGGUCUCCCAAUGGCAGAAAGGCAGAUCGCUAUGGGCAAGCUAUACUGGGAACUGGCGAAGCGUCCAGCUUACAAGGAGCACGAUGGACAGGUGGUAAUGAGAAAUGGUGAGAAGACAGGUUAUAACACUGGGCGAGUUAUUAUCGAUGCAGAAGGCUAUGAUCGCUUCUCCAUGGGCCCGAGCAAUGGGCCCCAGCGUCAACCUAUGUCGCCAACCCGACUCUUACCACCUCCCCCUCCCUUCAGACCCCUUACACAGCUCGGGCCGUACUGUGGGUGCCAAGCAUGCGGCAAAGAACGAGAUGACUGCCCCGGACCAUUCGCCAACUUUGAGGACCUGAACCCCCUGACUGACGCACCGCCCAAGAACGACCUGUACUUUCUUGUGUGCAGCCCCAAGAUUCCUGCUUUCGUCCUGUCUGACCGACAGUGGGGCCAGGUCAGUAUCGAUCAUCUCAGUGACGUGAAGUGUGAUACCGAGGCAUUCAAGUAUCUUGUCCUCGACGAGGGCGUUAAGUCAACGGUAAAGGCACUUAUUGGGAAGUUCGCCUCCUUGGACGGUCAGGUAUCACCUUGGCCCCACGACUUUGUUCGCAACAAGGGAGAAGGUAGGAUCUUCCUCCUUCACGGCAGUCCUGGCGUGGGCAAAACAUGCACGGCCGAGUGUGUGGCCGAGCUCACCCGACGGCCACUUCUAUCCCUGACAAGUGGUGACAUCUCUACCUCCAUGUCCAGCUGGAGUGUCGAGCAGAACCUUCAUUAUUUCUUGACCCUCGGCGAGCGCUACGGAGCCCUUGUACUCCUCGACGAGGCGGACGUGUACCUUGAGGAGAGGCGCGCGCGCGACCUGCGCCGUAACGGCCUGGUGUCCAUCUUCCUGCGUGCUCUGGAGUAUUACCGCGGCGUUCUCUUCCUCACGACCAACCGUGUCGAAAGCUUUGACCCGGCUUUCACGUCUCGAAUCCACGUGGCACUGCACUACAAGCGCCUGGGCGAUGUCGACAGGGCCCGCAUCUGGGCGAACAAUUUCGAUAGGCUCGAGCGUGACAGUUCCGGGAAGGUGUAUAUUACCCCGGGCGCGAAGGAACUUGUCUUUGACCACCGUGUCGAUGGCGAGGUCAAUGUUCUUCGCUGGAAUGGGCGCGAGAUCCGCAACGCGCUGCAGACAGCUGUAGCCUUAGCUGAGACAGAGGCUUUAGAGGAAGGCUUGGAAAGGGUAAGCAUUGCGGCUCGACACAUCCGGCAGGUGGUGAAGAUGAGUCGUGGCUUUAAGGAAUAUAUGAUCAAGAGAAGAGGCUAUGACAGCGAUGACGACGAGGAGGAAGAAGGAGAGGAGAGUGAGGAUGAGAAUAGAGAAGAGUGA
Diaporthe amygdali is the source of this 2427-nucleotide messenger RNA. Its product is annotated as ATPase family AAA domain-containing protein 3B. NCBI's taxonomy places the organism in Eukaryota, Fungi, Ascomycota, Sordariomycetes, Diaporthales, Diaporthaceae. Gene Ontology annotation, molecular function: ATP binding; ATP hydrolysis activity. The transcript has 6 exons. Bases 1 to 2427 code for a protein of 808 amino acids. The record is from RefSeq and is a predicted model, not a curated record.